AUGGCUGCAAGUGCUUCCAAUGUAGACAACUUGGUUCUGAUACGCAACUAUGGGUUCGCCCUUUUGGACGCGGGUACUCCCCAGCAGUUUGAUCUGAGAGCAUUGCAGAGCGCAGUCGAUGCAGGAGGAGGACAGGUCCAUGGGGGCCGUGAGAAGCAAAUGUUGAAGUCAGUCUGCAAGGAAAUACUCCAGAGCGGCCAGCUUUCUUUCGUCCGGAGGUGGCGAGCCAAGAAGUUGCUCGACCUCAUUGAGGAGGACACACACCAGAAGCAUCAAAAAAAGUGGGAGAGGUUCACAAAAAGCUCUAACAACUCGAAGUGGGGUCACGACGACAAGCAGAUUUUGGACCCCACACAAAGGUGGCCGCCGACAGCUGGAGUUGCCGAGAUGGAGGAUUCUGUGGCCGUAGACAGGCUAGCUGCCGAGGCUGUCGCGCAUGGUUACAUUUUGGACAAGAUGGUGGAGGGAGACCGAUUUCUCGGCGGGGCCAAGUCGGACCAAGGCGCACGAAGCAGUGUUCUAGAUGACGCCUAUCCGCAGCAGGAGGAGCUCAGAGAACCGAGGCCCCCGUCCUUCACAAUCGCCCGGCCCGCUUCCAAUCCCCCGUCACAGCCCUACCCCGUCGUUGCCCGCGAAACCUUAGACCCUCCACCUCCCCCACUCGAAAACCACAUUCUGAGACCGGUGCCUGCAAACGUUCAGCUUCCUCAGGGUGCGGCGUCGCUGUCAAAGGUCGUAAAGACGGGGUUUCAGAAUGUGGGGGUAGGGACUGCUGCGAAGUUUAGUGGCGAGCAGGACCCUACACCUGACAAGAAAAGCCCCAUGAUUGCUCAUGGCCAACCCCGGAAGACUGUGGCAGGGGCCGAGGAGGGCUCGUUUGGAACUUGCGGACGGGGCGAGGGGCGUGCUGACGUUCAGGUUGCGGACGAAAUGAGCUCUAACCGGGCAGAGCUGGGGGGUGGCAUAGGACCGCCAGUUUUCGAUUCGCUUUGGAAUCUGCACAGCGACGAUAUGGGACCCUUUUGGUUCGGGCGGCAGCUGGCGGGGCAGGAUGGAUUCCCACCCUACGCGGAGCCGAACACCAGCGACGGCGGCGAAACUGGAAGCCCGGGUUACAGCGUGGAAAGCGGGGCGGGCGACGAGAUGGCUGACAGCCAGGAGAGCGGGGGGCGAAGGACAGUCAUCACUGGGCCCCCGAAAAGGAGCUGGGAACAGGAAAGCCGCGGCAUGGAGGGGCGUGCAAAGAGGGCGAGCCUGGGAGGGGGCCAGUGGGCGUCGGCAGUGCCUGAUACGGAGAUGCAACAUCUUGCCGACGGCUUGUUUGAACCCCCUCCAUCUCCACAGCCCCGCUCCGACUGUAACCGUGCCCCUUCCAAGUCUGCGAGCGCUGCAUUCCAAAACCACCCCAAGAAGAAGCGCCACUGCCCUCAUGCCCCGCGCCUCCCUCCCUUUUCCACUGCCAACCAAACCCCGCCCGCUGCGGUUCCUGCGCUCGAGACCCUGCCGGCCCUCUGGAGCAGCGCCCCCUUGCCGAUCUCGCAGCAGCUGCCAAAUGCUGACCGGGACUGGUCUACGCAGUACUGUUUCCUGGGGGGCCCCGCGCUUCGCAAAGCAGCAGCGCUGUGCGGUGACGAGGGAAGGGACGGUGGGGAACAUGGCGCGGGGGGAUCGGAAGUGGAGGGACUUGCGGGGCGAGCCAUGAGGGCUCUCACUCUGACGGAACAUGCACCGGUGCCUGGCGCGUACUCUGCGCAUUCCGCUGCACUCCCUGACGGUGUCAUCAAACCCUCCUCCAUAACCCCGGUUAUCAACGCCUGCCCCAGUCUGCCCAAGGAGAGCGCCGACGGCUUCGGGGGCAGCUCGCGUGUGCGAAGCGGCGGGUUCCAGCUGGAACCGAUCUUCGGCCGGCAGCCAGAGCAAGAUGGUCAGCGCCAUGCUUCGGCAGAAGUGUGCGAGACUGUCGGCGGCCGCUCGGGGGCCUUCCCCGGGACAGUGGCCCUUCCCUUCAAGAAACGGAAAUGGCGCUUGGGGUUGGAAGGCGGAAGCAAGUCAGGAGCGAGCGAAAGGCGGCAGCAGACCACCGACACCUGGGAAGGCGACGAGUGCCGAGAAGAGAGAGCUGCAAGAGGCGGGGAGAGAAAGUGGUCUCCGCCGAGUGAGGGAGAAGACGGAGAGCGCGUGCGCCAGGCGUGGGACGAAAUGCAUUUGAACAGUGCGCCCCCACAAGAAACCUCCUCAAGCGGUGGGGAAACAAAAGGCGACUGGGAGGAGCCAGGAGAAGAAACGGGGCAGCUGGCGAAAGCGAAAAGUUUGAUUACGCAGAUGCGGCACAGUGUGAUUUCGGAGCGGAAGUCGAACUGGGCGGCGAAGACAGGAUGGAGUUCGGAGAACGUGUUGAGACAGCGCUCGGAUAGGGCUCCGCCUUCACAGACCGGAGAAUUGUCAGAGAGCCACGUGGUCUAUUCUUUCAACGGCUGCCCCAGCGACGUGUCCUCCGCUCCGUGGGGGCUGGUCGGGCCCCCCCUGGAGGGGGGCUUCUGGGAUGGCCUCCCCGAAAAUGUGCGGAGUGUCAAUUCGUUCCGGGGCGCCCCGCAGUCAGGCCCUGUCGGCGAUGAUGUACGAAGCGAGGGGCUGGAGUCACCGGGGAAAGGGCCCGGGGAUGAAACCUGGUCGGGUAACCACGGCGGGGUGGGUGUGCGGGGUGCUGUGAGGAGACCGGUGCAGAUCCCCGAGCAGGGCGAGACGGUGCCGGAAAGCAACCGGAACGAGGGGUUUGAACGACGCGGGCAUCACGAAUUCCAGCGUCGAUUUGGGCGGCGAGGAUUGUGUUAG
Molecule: messenger RNA, 2832 nt
Organism: Klebsormidium nitens
Lineage: Eukaryota; Viridiplantae; Streptophyta; Klebsormidiophyceae; Klebsormidiales; Klebsormidiaceae
Source: the annotation of a GenBank genome assembly